Solenopsis invicta (red fire ant) is the source of this 1176-nucleotide messenger RNA. Its product is annotated as GATA zinc finger domain-containing protein 1. Gene Ontology annotation, cellular component: nucleus. Bases 227 to 919 code for a protein of 230 amino acids. NCBI's taxonomy places the organism in Eukaryota, Metazoa, Arthropoda, Insecta, Hymenoptera, Formicidae. The transcript is spliced from 3 exons. Gene Ontology annotation, molecular function: zinc ion binding; sequence-specific DNA binding. Gene Ontology annotation, biological process: chromatin organization; regulation of DNA-templated transcription. The record is from RefSeq and is a predicted model, not a curated record.
UUCCUCUCGGCGUCAGCGAACACGUCCAGUUCAAGGAGCGUCGCUCAGCUGAUUCUUUACGACGGGGCGCAUGCGCCGACUGACCGCAGACGCUAGAGACACGUGAAUGCGCGUGUAAAUGCAUGUAAACACUAAACUGCUAAACAUGACAGUCCGGGUAUGACAAAUGUCGAGGAGACUCACCGGCGUGUUUGCGGACUCCCCGAGGUUUGCCUGAGAGGACCCGAUGCCGCUCGGCAGCAAGCCGGCAUGCGUCAAGUGCGGGACUCGCGAGACUCCUUUGUGGCACUCGACCGAAACCGGUAACUUGUGUAACGCCUGCCUAGAGGAUGAACGGAAUGCCGAGGCGAGUGUGUCCUCCAAGACGGACGAGGAAGACAAGAGCGGAUCGCUGAAGCCCAGAAGGAGCACACGGAUUACGAGAUUUUGUUAUUCGAAGGCAACGGGGCCGCACAGAAUAGUACCCAAAGGCAAGGGUCGUAGAAAUCUGUUCAAGAAAACACCGGUCAAGGCGCCCACAGCUACAGCGACUCCAGUCACCAGCAACUUUGUGUUUUACAAGAGCACAUAUUUUCAAAUUGGAGAUGUGGUCUCCCUGCAGGAUAUAGAUGGUGGCAUUUAUUACGGCCAGAUACGUGGAUUGUUGACUGAUCAAUAUUGUGAAAAGAGCGCUGCUAUUACCUGGCUGUUACCUACCACAGCAAGUCCUCCACCGGAAGAAGGCUUCAUUCCUGAGACAUACAUAAUCGGACCUGAGGAAGAAUUACCUCGUAAAUUAGAGUGCAUGGAAUUUGUAAUGCAUGCUCCAUCGGAUUAUUUUAAGUUAAAAAACAGUCCCUACCCUCCUCCACUCACAGAGAAGGGAGCAGGCUACAUAUGGACGACUCUUAGAAAUGAAUUGGCUGUAUCUAAAAAAUGACAGUAAUUCUUCACUAAAAAUAUAUCAUCAGAUUUAAUAUCUAAAUUUAUAAAGAUAAUUUCUCUUUUACAUCACUUUUACAUCAGCUUUUUAAUACUUCUUGUUAAUCAUAUUAUUUUAAUCAAGAAUGUAAUUAAUUAGAUUGUUGAAUUAUAAAUAUAUAGAAAUUGUGAAACUGACAAAAAUGUGAUGCAUACUGAGUAUAUAUUACUGUAAUAAUGUAGAAAUCUUGGAAAAUACAACACAAGUUUACAAUA